CUUCCAGCUCACAAACUCACAAUUCAGAUCCCACCCCCUACGUCACGGUCAGUCACGAGCCUGCCCGCGCACAUUCAUCCCCGGACCCAUCCAUGCCAUGCCGUUCCAGCCAUCUCUCAUUCAAGAACGUACAACGUUGUAGAGCGGCGAAAUAGAGCUUGUGCCUGAAUCCGGCUACCCCCGACGACUAUUUGAAGGCCCUCUUCGGAUCGAUUCUUAUCUACCUUCUCCACACUCACCCUCGCUUUCCACUCCUCCAACCAAAACUCCGCACAAGAUCUACAACCAAUUCACAAACAAACAACUUCUCCUCCCUUUCAACUCCCUUCUAUACAAAGAAACAACUUCUUCUCUACAUUCUUCAAGAUGAAGUUUUCCGUCAUCACCUCCGUGCUUUUCAUGGCAGUCUCCGUGUCUGCCGGAAGCUUCUUCCAGCAGCAGUCCAUCGACGUCCGUUCCGAUGUCGGAGCCGGUCUCACGAAGGUCCCUGGAGCCAACCCUCUCUUCUACUGUGGAGACAACAGCAAGGAUAUCGUGAAGAUUCAGAGCCUUAACUUGACGCCCAACCCGCCGCUUCCUGGCAAGACGUUGGUUGUUGACGCGGUCGGCUCGCUCAAGAGCGCCAUUACCAAGGGCGCCAAAGUCGAUGUUUCCGUCAAGUACGGCUUGAUCACCAUGUUCAAGCAGACCGCAGACAUCUGUGAUAACCUCAACCAGGUGGACCUCGAGUGUCCCGUCAAAGCUGGAAAGUUGACUUUGACUAAGGCGAUUGACAUUCCGAACCAAAUCCCCCCUGGCACCUACGUCGUGACGGCGAAUGCUUAUAUGGGAGAUGGCCGCCCCAUCCUCUGCGUCCAGGGCGCGGUUCGCUUUACCUUGUCCGGCAAAGCCGUCUUCAUCUAGAUGGGCUUUUUUUUCAUGAUCAUCUGCAUGAAUGUCUUUAUGAGCUGUUUGUUUGACCUUUGAUUUCUACUUGACUUCUGUACGAUGGACCUUGGCGUUUUAGCAUUGUGUUGCUCAUGGACUGGUCUGGGGGGGGUUUUUUUCUCCUUGAUUUUCGAUAGCUGUUAAUGAUUUUUUGUAAAUGACGGCGGGCUUGAAUUCGGAUAAUGAAUGGUCACGAUGGCACGGA
This is a messenger RNA of Tricharina praecox, 1132 nucleotides long. RefSeq names its product putative Phosphatidylglycerol/phosphatidylinositol transfer protein. Gene Ontology annotation, biological process: intracellular sterol transport. NCBI's taxonomy places the organism in Eukaryota, Fungi, Ascomycota, Pezizomycetes, Pezizales, Pyronemataceae. The transcript has 3 exons. The coding region runs from base 367 to 903 and encodes 178 amino acids. The record is from RefSeq and is a predicted model, not a curated record. Gene Ontology annotation, molecular function: sterol binding.